Messenger RNA from Didymosphaeria variabile, 711 nucleotides. RefSeq lists its product as uncharacterized. The coding region runs from base 1 to 711 and encodes 236 amino acids. Lineage: Eukaryota; Fungi; Ascomycota; Dothideomycetes; Pleosporales; Didymosphaeriaceae. The transcript has 3 exons. The record is from RefSeq and is a predicted model, not a curated record.
AUGGUCUCACCCAAGUCGCUCGUCCUUGGACUGCUCGCUGCAUCUGCGGCCGCACUCCCCACCGAUCUGAGCCGUCGCGCUGUCAUCGCCCACGAUGCUGUCGUCGGCUUCGCGCAGGCUGUGCCCUCCGGCACCACGGGCACCCUGAUGCUCAAGUACAAGCCGUGGCUCAAGGUUUUCAACGGCUGCGUGCCCUUCCCCGCCGUCGACUCCGCGGGAAACACUGGAGGCGGCCUCAACCCCACGGGCGACUCCAACAGCGGCUGCUCCAGCUCCACCGGCCAGGUCUACGCCCGUGCCGCCACGUACAACGGCGCCUACGCAAUCAUGUAUAGCUGGUACAUGCCCAAGGAUAGCCCAUCUUCUGGCCUCGGCCACCGCCACGACUGGGAGAAUAUCGUCGUGUGGCUCUCUUCUGCUUCUACCUCUGCAACGAUCCGCGGUGUGGCUAUCUCUGCGCAUGGGGAUUAUCAGAAAACUAGCUCACCGCCGCUUGAUGGCACCCGUCCCAAGAUCGGCUACAUCAGCUACUACCCAGUGAACCACCAGCUCAUUGCUACGGACGACAAGGGCGGCGAGCAGCCGCUUAUUGCGUGGGAGAGCAUGACUGCGGCAGCGAGGACGGCGAUUGAGAACACGGACUUUGGGGAUGCGACGCCCAGCUUUAGGGACUCGAACUUCCAAACGUACCUUGCUGAUGCGUUUAUAUGA